Molecule: messenger RNA, 1057 nt
Organism: Cynara cardunculus var. scolymus (artichoke)
Lineage: Eukaryota; Viridiplantae; Streptophyta; Magnoliopsida; Asterales; Asteraceae
Product: transcription termination factor MTEF1, chloroplastic
Exons: 1
Coding region: 69-971 (300 amino acids)
Biological process (GO): regulation of DNA-templated transcription
Molecular function (GO): double-stranded DNA binding
Source: RefSeq, a predicted model, not a curated record
AUAGAGAUAUAUGUAACCCAAGUGACCCAAAACCCACCCUCUCCCCUCCAAAACCACCACAAACCACCAUGGCCGCAGCGGCAGCCGCGGCGGCAUUCCACUCGUACUCUCCUCAAGAACAACAACAAUCAACGGACACCCCUCAACUAUCGAAAAAACCCAAAACCCUCCUCCAUAAACACCCACUCUACACUCCAACCCACACAAAACUCUCCCUCCAAUUCAAAGAAAAGAUAUUGUGCCUCGAAGUCAUGGGUGUCGAUUCCGGCAAAGCACUCGCUCAAAACCCGUCUCUCCAUUCCGCCACCCUCAAUUCCAUCCACGACAUCAUCACUUUCCUCCAAUCCAAAGGCAUCCAACAAAAAGACCUCCCAAGAAUCAUCGGAAUGUGCCCCAAGAUCCUCACCGCCACCAUCACCACCGACCUCCUCCCGGUUUUCAACUUCCUAUCGCACAAUCUCAAAAUCCCAGAUCACAACUACCGAAAAGUGAUCAAUAAAUGCCCAAGACUUCUUGUUUCAAGUGCUAAAGACCAACUAGAGCCUGCUCUUUCUUACUUGCAAAGACUCGGAUUUCGCGAUUUGCAGGCAUUGGCUUAUCAAGACUGCGUCUUAUUGGUGUCGAAUGUGGAAAACACAUUGAUUCCAAAGCUGGACUACUUGAUCGGUCUCGGGUUUUCGAGAGGGGAGGCAGUCGAGAUGGUGUUGAGGUGUCCGGGUCUGUUUACGUUCAGUCUCGAAAACAACUAUCGGCCAAAAUUCGAGUAUUUUGAAAGGGAGAUGAGAAGGGAUUUGGGUGAAUUGAAAGAUUUCCCACAAUAUUUUGCAUUUAGUUUGGAGAAGAGGAUAAAGCCAAGGCAUUUGGAGGCUGUGGAAUGUGGGGUUCAUAUUCCUCUCCCACUUUUACUCAAAACCACUGAUGAUGAGUUUGCAGAGUUAUUGAAGAAGGGGAACAGAUCCAAAAAACUGUAAAUUCCAUCUCCUUUUGUAAGUAUUUGAAAAUGGAUCUUGUUUAUUACAAUUUUUAUUUGGAAAUUUGUAAGAAAAUAUAAACCAAA